CCUUUCUGAAGUGUGUGAGUAGCCCUGGUAAGCUGGUUACCCGCAGCGGAGGAGUGCCCCCGGCCAGACAGGUGGGAAGAGGGCAGCCUUCUCGUGGAAAUACCGAGCCGGUGUGUGAGCUGCACUCCGAAACGGAAAUGGAUGGGAAGCCCCGCCCCGUGACUUGUGACCCGGUGACGUCAUGUGUUUGAAUGGUGCUGAGCUGGAAGAGGCGUCUGGUGACAAGUGGGAGCCCGGGCGACAUGAAGGCUUUAAUCUUAGUGGGUGGCUAUGGCACCAGAUUACGCCCACUCACCCUCAGUGUGCCAAAGCCAUUGGUGGAUUUCUGCAACAAGCCCAUCCUACUGCACCAGGUGGAGGCUCUCGUGAAGGCUGGUGUUAAUCAUGUCAUCCUGGCAGUUAGCUACAUGUCUGACAUGUUGGAGAAGGAGAUGAAGGAGCAGGAGAAGAGGCUGGGAAUCCGCAUAUCCAUGUCACAUGAAAAGGAGCCUCUAGGAACAGCUGGUCCACUAGCCUUAGCUCGAGACCUACUGACUGAAAACAUGGAGCCUUUCUUCGUGCUCAACAGCGAUGUGAUCUGCGACUUUCCAUUUGAUGACAUGGUCCGCUUUCACAAGCACCAUGGAAAGGAAGGCACCAUUGUGGUAACUAAGGUGGAGGAACCAUCCAAGUAUGGGGUUGUUGUAUAUGAAGCAGAGACUGGACAGAUUCAGCGCUUUGUGGAGAAACCUCAGGUCUUUGUGUCCAACAAGAUCAACUCAGGACUAUACAUGUUCUGUCCCUCUAUACUGGAUCGUAUACAGCUACGCCCAACCUCUAUAGAAAAGGAGAUUUUUCCAGCCAUGGCUCAGGAGGGGCAGUUAUUUGCUAUGGAAUUGCAAGGAUUUUGGAUGGACAUAGGACAGCCUAAGGAUUUCCUGACCGGCAUGUGCAUGUACCUGCAGUCUGUGAGACACAAACAUCCAGAAUGUCUCCAUUCUGGACCAGGCUUUGUUGGAAACGUUCUUGUGGACCCCACAGCAAAAAUUGGCAAUAACUGCAGCAUAGGUCCAAACGUUACUAUUGGUCCUGACGUAACAGUGGAGGAUGGUGUACGUAUAAAGCGGUGUACAAUUAUGAAAGGCUCCAGACUUCACUCUCACUCUUGGCUGGAGUCUUCCAUUGUUGGCUGGAGCUCUUCAGUUGGACAGUGGGUUCGCAUGGAGAAUGUGACUGUGCUGGGAGAAGAUGUAAUAGUCAAUGAUGAGCUUUAUCUAAAUGGAGCUAAUGUUUUGCCACACAAAUGCAUCUCUGAGUCUGUGCCGGAACCAAGGAUUAUCAUGUAGAUUUGUACAUUGGCUGCCCAGAGCACUUACACUGGGACCUGUGAACACCAUUCUGUGCUGCUAACAAGAACAUUGAUUUUAUUUUUUACCUCUACUGCAGGAGGUAUUUCCCUAGGCUAAGACUACUCUUGCAGGCACAGUUAAUGUUGCUCAUAGAUGUCACAGGGAAUUUACUGCCAUGUGAGGGUACACCCUUGUAAGAAAGAAAAAAAAAAAGAGCUGUGCCUUUUAUCGAGGGUGAAGAGGGAUAAUAUAUUGGAGCCCUGUACUUCUUCCCUAUUACAGUCAUUUUAAUAUGCAAGAGUACAUUGGAAGAUGUUGUAUAACUCCUUUUAGAAGAAGGACGGAAUGAUAAGUGUUCUUGCUUCUCUUGAUCGGCUUUAACCCUGCUCUGGCACAAAGGCUUGUUGUGCACAUCUAACAAAACUAUGAUGUUAGCCCUUUAAUUGCUGUAAUAAUACAGCUCCUUUUAGAUUCGUAGAUUUCUUGCUAAGCAUCAAGGGAGUUGUAGUAAAACAGCUGGGGUCACUGUUUAGUUCUCAAGGAUUAAUAGUAAAAUACAAGGUGCAGUCUAUGAAACACCCUAGAAUUUAGGGUGGCAGUAAGGAAGCCAGCUGACUUUAUUACAGCCAGGCAAAUCUGUCUGAUAAUCUAUUU
Molecule: messenger RNA, 1982 nt
Organism: Pelobates fuscus (common spadefoot toad)
Lineage: Eukaryota; Metazoa; Chordata; Amphibia; Anura; Pelobatidae
Gene: GMPPB
Product: GDP-mannose pyrophosphorylase B
Exons: 10
Coding region: 192-1325 (377 amino acids)
Biological process (GO): GDP-mannose biosynthetic process
Cellular component (GO): cytoplasm
Molecular function (GO): mannose-1-phosphate guanylyltransferase (GTP) activity; GTP binding
Source: RefSeq, a predicted model, not a curated record